AUGCUGUUAAGAUCACAAUGGCCGUGUCGCCGUCUUCACCACAAUGCUAAGUCUCUUGCAUCCAUAAUUGCUAGAUCUUUUGCCUCUUAUUCACCCCGUCGCAAUGAUCUAGCCACAACAAAGACUCGUAACAUUGGCAUCAUAGCCCAUAUCGAUGCGGGUAAAACUACAACCACAGAGCGUAUGCUCUAUUACAGUGGCUUCACUCGUAGACUGGGAGAUGUCGAUGAAGGUUCUACCGUAACGGACUUUUUGCCUGCCGAACGUGCUAGAGGAAUCACCAUUCAAUCAGCAGCUGUUACCUUCUCCUGGCCACCAGCGGCUUCGUCAGCUACCAAUCUCUCGUCGGACAAGAUUGUCUUGCCACGCUCUACCCAAAGCCAUAACAUCAACCUCAUAGAUACCCCUGGUCACGCUGACUUCACUUUCGAAGUCCUUCGAUCUUUGCGUAUUCUGGAUGGUGCUGUUUGUAUUCUCGAUGGUGUCGCCGGUGUCGAAGCGCAGACUGAAAAGGUCUGGACUCAAGCAACGCAAUACCAAAUCCCGAAGAUCUUGUUCGUCAACAAGCUUGAUCGCGAGGGCGCUGCUUUUGCGAGAACCAUAUCUGAGAUAGGUACACGAUUACGUGUCUGGCCCGCACUGUGUCAAAUUCCAUGGUGGCGGCCUGGUGAUCUCAAGCUUCAGGGUGUCGGUGAUGCCGUGGGACUUCGUGCUUUGCUCUACGAAGAAGGUGGUGACGGUAAGGCACUCAGGGUGUUUUCCCUCAAGAGCCUAGAAGCCGACAACUCGGCUUUCGCAGAAGAGAUCAAGAAAGCAAGAAUUGCUUUGGUUGAACUGCUGAGUGAGCAUGACGAUGAGAUGGUUGAGAAGUUCCUCGAGCACGACGAAGAUCAUCUGGCCAUCCCGUCAGUCGAUAUCACAGAAAGUCUUAGAAGAUGUACCUUACAGCAACCACAAAAACUUGUGCCUGUGUUUUCAGGUGCAAGCUUCCGCAAUGUUGGUGUCCAGCCACUACUAGAUGCGGUCGUGGACCUCCUUCCUUCGCCACAGGAGCGACCGGAUCCUGAAGCUAGUGUCGGUCCUUCCAAAUAUGGGUUGAACGAUCUCCUUUCGGGCAAGACUGCUUUGCCCGCAACGAUCGAGGCCAAGAAGCAACCAAAAACCAAAGCGCUGGCUGCGAGCAAGAACAUGUCUAUCAUCAAGAGUCUUGAAGCCUGUGCUCUGGCAUUCAAGGUAGUCACCGACCCACGCCGAGGUGUUCUGGUUUACGUUCGAGUAUACUCUGGGUCGAUUACAAAGAAUGCUCCCCUUUUCAAUACUAAUCUCGGCAUCACUGAGAAGGCUCCUCGCCUGCUGAGGAUGUACGCGGACGAGGCUGUCGAGAUCUCCUCCAUCGAGGCAGGUCAGAUUGGAGUCAUCCCCGGAUUGAAGUCUACACGUACAGGCGAUACAUUGAUUCUGUACAGCGGAGUGAACCCAAAGGUCGGUCCUCCUUCACCGAUAAACACUUUGCAGCUAAGGCCGAUCACUGUUCCCCCGCCUGUCUUCUUCACGAGUGUAGAGCCAAACAGCUUGGCUGAGGAGAAGCACAUCUCUGAGACGUUGGCACUCUUGCUUCGAGAAGAUCCCAGUUUGAAUGUGAGAGAAGAUCCUGAAAGUGGACAGACUCACCUGGCUGGUAUGGGCGAACUUCAUCUGGAGAUUGCUCGCGACAGACUCAUCAACGACCUCAAAGCAAAGGCCAGAAUUGGCAACAUUCAGAUUGGCUACCGCGAAGUCCUCUCCGCUCCUUCAUCCGAUGCAUCUGCAGUCUUCGACAGGGAAGUGGCUGGUAAGGCAUCUAAGGCUGGAUGUACUGCGAGCGUAAUGCCAUUUGAGGAAACAGAGCUGGAGACAGCUGACGACCACACACAUGUUUUCGCCUUACUGGACAACAACUAUCUGGUUCUCAACACCCCGACGCUCUACCCAGAUGGUUCUGCAAUCGAAUCUGAGCUCCCUCCUCUACCCUCCACCCUACCAAUGCAGAUGCUUCAAUCAGCCAUGCAGACAGGUGUUACAGCAGCCCUCGCCCGUGGACCAUCGCAUGGCUAUCCUCUCCACUCAACCAAGAUUACCAUUACCUUCGACCCCUCUGAGCAUCUCUUCCAAACCACCAAUGCCGCUGCCAUUUCUUCAGCUGCUCGCCUUGCUGUACAGAAAGCUUUGCGCGAGGCAGCAGACGCUGGAUCCGGCACCGCAUUGAUGGAACCCGUCAUGAACGUCACAAUCACCGUAGACGAGCCUAGUCUUGGAGGCGUCGUGCACGACAUCAGUUCUGCCAGAGGAGGACAAGUCGUAUCUCUCGGCGCUGAUGACGAAACCGAUGCUUCAGGAGACGACAUCGAGAUUGAUCCGACUAGAAUCUACUCACCACCUGAUCCAUUCGGUGGCUCGGCGUCAAGUAUUGGCGCAGGAUCUGUCAGUGUAGGAAGCCAGACGCGUCAGAUUGUAGCAAGAGUACCUCUCAAAGAGAUGGUGGGAUACUUGAAACACCUGCGCAGUCUGACCCAAGGAAGGGGCACAUUUGUGAUGACGGUCGAUCGGUUUGAAAAGAUGAACCCCCAGAGGAUGAAGCUUGCGCUAUCUGAGAUGAGUGGUGGCUUCUAG
Molecule: messenger RNA, 2649 nt
Organism: Aureobasidium namibiae CBS 147.97
Lineage: Eukaryota; Fungi; Ascomycota; Dothideomycetes; Dothideales; Saccotheciaceae
Product: ribosome-releasing factor 2, mitochondrial
Exons: 3
Coding region: 1-2649 (882 amino acids)
Biological process (GO): mitochondrial translation; ribosome disassembly
Cellular component (GO): mitochondrion
Molecular function (GO): GTP binding; GTPase activity; translation elongation factor activity
Source: RefSeq, a predicted model, not a curated record